Molecule: messenger RNA, 5679 nt
Organism: Macrobrachium nipponense
Lineage: Eukaryota; Metazoa; Arthropoda; Malacostraca; Decapoda; Palaemonidae
Gene: Med
Product: mothers against decapentaplegic homolog 4-like
Exons: 14
Coding region: 577-2553 (658 amino acids)
Biological process (GO): regulation of transcription by RNA polymerase II; transforming growth factor beta receptor signaling pathway; BMP signaling pathway
Cellular component (GO): heteromeric SMAD protein complex
Molecular function (GO): RNA polymerase II cis-regulatory region sequence-specific DNA binding; DNA-binding transcription factor activity, RNA polymerase II-specific; I-SMAD binding
Source: RefSeq, a predicted model, not a curated record
GCUUUGUUUUGCUACUGAGAUGGUCGAGGGUGGAUGGUUGAUGGUGGACCAUUACGAAAUCUCCCGACGACUCUUAUUUAUCGCCGUUUCUGUCAGGUCGUGUGAAUCCGACGGGCGCGCGCGCGUAGACACGACCUCCUCGAGGGCGUGAGGAAAUGAUACGCGAGUGAGAGGGCAAGUGACAGAGUGUCAGAAGCGAAGAGGAGGAGGAGAAGGAGAGUGAGGGAGAGACAGACACAGACAAACAAACUCCUCCAUAUUUUCGUCGUCGGGGUUUCGAGGGGCAGUUUUGACCUUCGUCAGGAGUGGGUUCCUCGUCUUCGUCAGGGGAGGUUCGCGUUCUCCUCCCUCCCCGCGGAGGACAGACUGCGGACGAUGGAUUAAAACAGGGCGCGUCUGUGGGGGAAGGAAGGAGUGAGUGAGUCGUCUUCGUCGUCGUCGUCUUCUGCGUCUCUCGUCGUCAUCGUCAGCGCCUUCGUCAGGAUGAUCAGGCCUUGAUUUCCCAGAGAGCUGGGUCCUGAGAAUUUGUUUUUAUCCUCGCAUACGGCCUUCCGGGCUUCGAGUUCCUCCUUGAAGAUGACAUCGGCCCCAACUUCCGCAGACGCUUGUUUAAGCAUUGUGCAUUCCCUCAUGUGCCAUCGACAAGGAGGUGAAACUGAGGGAUUUGCGAAACGAGCCAUCGAAAGUUUGGUGAAGAAGCUCAAGGAAAAACGCGAUGAGUUGGAUUCCUUAAUAACUGCCAUUACUACCAAUGGGGCUCACCCCAGCAAGUGUGUAACCAUACAACGAACUCUUGAUGGAAGACUGCAGGUAGCCGGAAGAAAAGGUUUUCCUCACGUCAUAUAUGCCAGAAUCUGGCGCUGGCCAGAUCUACAUAAAAACGAACUGAAACAUGUGAAGUAUUGUCAGUUUGCAUUUGAUCUGAAGUGUGAUUCCGUUUGUGUAAACCCUUAUCACUAUGAACGUGUCGUGUCUCCGGGAAUAGACUUGACAGGGCUCACCCUGCAAGGAGCAACCUCCACAGGUCAGCUGGUAAAGGAUGAGUAUGGUAUGCGCAUGGACUGUGAAGUUAGUGGUGGUGGUCCCGGUAGUGUUGGGGAGUCCUCCGUCACUCCUGGGCCUUCCGGAAUUGCCACCAUAACUCACCCACCACAGGGACCACAGCCUGGAGCAUCUGCGUCACAGCCUGCGGGACCCCAAGCUAGUCCAGCCUCCCCUCAGGGUGGAGGUCUUCAUCAAACGGUAGUGAGCGCUUCUCAGCAAACUAUACCACAUCAUCCUGUGCAGCACCAACAGUCAUUUCCUAUACUUUCACCCACUGGCAGUACAUCAAGUCAUAUUUCGCAAGGUCUUCAGUCUCCAACACCAUCUACCCCUAGUUCACAACAGUUCUUUACUGACAACGUGUCAAGCAACAUGAGUCAGUUAUCACCACACAUGCAACCGACUCAACAGCCUCCACAAACUUCCCCACAACCUGCUCCACCGCAGCACCAGACUUUACAGCAGCAGGCGCCACAGCAGCAGACUCAGCCUCAGCCGCAGCAACCGCAGUCACAGCCUCAACAGCCACAGCAACAGAACGGCUUCACGGUCAUGACGACUGUGGGAGGCACUCCAACUCCAGGGGUCCAGGCAGGACAGGCCACCAGUCAGUACGUCGCUGCCUCACCUCCGCAGGUUCCCCAACACUCCGUCACUUCCCAUUCCAUGUCUUCUCAGGCAAACUGGAGUGGGCAGAAUACCUUAUCGUAUACUCCAAACAUGAUGAACGAUCGUCAGAACCAUGCUUAUUGGGAUCAGCAACAGAUGAUGCAGGAUGUCCACAUGGCACCUUUGUCUACGCAACCUGGGCCUGAAUUUUGGUGUUCAAUAGCUUAUUUUGAGCUAGACACUCAAGUGGGUGAAACUUUCAAGGUUCCUUCUAGUUGUCCAGCUGUCACAGUUGAUGGUUAUGUGGACCCAUCUGGUGGAAAUCGGUUUUGCUUGGGAGCUCUAAGCAAUGUUCACAGGACAGAGCAGAGUGAUCGAGCAAGACUUCACAUAGGUAAAGGUGUUCAGCUGGAUUUACGAGGGGAAGGAGACGUUUGGUUGCGAUGUCUGAGUGACCACAGUGUCUUCGUUCAAAGUUACUACCUUGAUCGUGAAGCCGGCCGCUCACCAGGUGAUGCAGUGCACAAGAUCUAUCCAUCUGCUUGUAUUAAGGUCUUCGAUCUUCGACAGUGUCAUCACCAGAUGCAGACGCAAGCAGCCACGGCACAGGCGGCAGCUGCUGCACAAGCAGCUGCAGUUGCUGGUCAGAUUCAGAGUCCGGCAGCUGUUGGGGGAAUAUCUGCAGGUAACCUGUCUGCUGCAGCUGGAAUUGGAGUGGAUGACCUAAGAAGGCUGUGCAUUUUGCGCCUGAGUUUUGUCAAGGGCUGGGGUCCAGACUACCCACGACAAUCUAUCAAGGAGACGCCGUGCUGGAUUGAGGUCCAUCUACAUCGAGCUCUUCAGCUCCUUGACGAAGUUCUACAUACGAUCCCCCUUGAUGGCCCCCGGCCACUAGAAUGAGGCUUUGUGUUAUUGCUCAUGAAGGGUCAUCUUACCCUACUUGCUUGGGACGGAAUAUGCACUCUAGGGUUCUGUUGAUCCGUAAAUGCUCCAUGAUGUUUUUGUCCCAAAAGGCAGACAUAUGCACACCAAUCUCAUACGUAUAAGCACACUUUAGGGGAACUAAACAUAUGUAAAGUUGACAGACAUUCUUUCGCUACAAAACACAUUGCCCAAGGUAAGGUUUGAGGUGAGCAUGAGAAGAGUGUGUGUUGUUUCAUCUGUGAUUUUAUAUAUCAAUUCUUGAGAAAAAAACUUGAUGAAUUGCGCGGUAGUGAGGUCGUGAAAUUUUCAGACCUUCGUGAUUGGCGUCACAAAACUUGUGUUUUGACGAAUGAAUUUUCGCAUGAGAUCAGUCCAUGUUGAAUCAAAGGUAUUUUGAAUAUUGAAUUAUUGUUUCGUAUGCCUACAGAUACCAGGUUAAGGAAGUUCAAAACAAAUUUGUUGUAUUGCAUAUAAGACAAGUGCUGAAACUGGUGCCCAGUGUGUCAGUUUUUCAUAAAAUUUUUUCGCUCUCUAUUUCUUGGUAAGAUUUCAUUUUUGUACGAUUCAGAAAGAGGCAUGCUGAAGUCAAACGGGAGUGCGUGAUGCGACUGAAACUCACGUCACUCGAAAUUCAUCAUGUAUGCGAGAAGGAGCUGUGAAUUUGUUGCAACUGAGGAAACUCCAUCCCUAUAGUACCCAUAGUUACCAUAACCUUUAGUUAAUCAUUUCUAUGUUAUUGUAAUACAGUAUACAGCAAUGCAUUGAACAUUGGAGAGGGAUAUUUUCUAGAUUUUUUAUACAUAAAUGAUUGUUUUGGGUUGAAUGAAUUGAAAACAUGCUGGUAAGGUUGCCCCUAAAUACAGCUGGUUUGCCAGACUGAAGGGAGUUUUUUGUUGUCAGAAUCUGUUGAAGUGCUGUGAAGGAAAUAGUAUGUGUUAAUUCGUGGUUGCUGUUGCUUUUUCUUGGGAAGACACUGAAAUUUGUUAUAUUUAUUAAAUAGCUUCACUAAGAAGUAUGUAUACUUCAAUCUUUUCAUUGCUUGUAAUGUACAUGUAUGUUUGAUCAACUAAUGCCUUACAUAUUUAUUUUUAGUAUAAUUUACAAUCGCAGUUUUUGGUAAAAUUGAUUUUUAUUCCUGAAUUAUCAUUCUUUUUUGAGAUACCCUGUUUAUGUAAAACUUCCAUUUACACUCAGUGAACAAACAUAGUGUGUUGCAUUUAGUGCCAUUCAUUGCAGUUUUAGUUUUGUCUUCUGUAUAAGCAGAUUCUUUUUUGGGCCUUAGUGAGAAAGCAUUUUAUGAGUGGACAAUAUGUUUGCAUAGUAGAUUUAUUUCUGCGGUAACACUUUUUCACAUCAUGCUCAAAUUGGUCACAAGUACGUAUGUCAUUGCAGGUUGAAAGCCAUUAAUGCUUUAAAAAGUAUGAAAUUGCAACAGUUGAUCUGUUCCUAUUACCUUUACUUAUUUUCUCAUAGAUCUCUAUGGAAAAGUCUUGUCUUGGGACGACACAGGAAGAAUUGCAUUAAUAGUUUUUUAUUAGUUAAAAAUAGUAGCUGUUGACAUAAUUUGUCCCUGUUGCUUUCACUAGAGAGGAUACUUUUUUGACCUAAUGAUACUGAUAAUCUCGCUCAUCUCUUAAAUCUGAAACUGAAUGAACUGACGCUGCUUAUUUAAAACAUUGGUUUUUGUUAUUAAUCGUUUUGAUAUUCAACUUAACUUUUAAUUUUACAAAAUUUACAGUUCCUGCGCUGUGGUCGUGUACAGUAUUAGUAAGUCUUGGAAAAUAGUUGUACAUGGGAAUUUAAUCUGCAAUUCUGUAAUAGAAAUGAGUGUAAAUCAAACUUCUUGAGUUAUUUUGGUGUCUUAGAUCUUCCAGGAAAAAUCACAGCAACCACGAAUACGUCCUUUUCUAAUAUUUUUGAAUUAUUGCUAAAAUAUAAAAAAGUAUUGACCGUCCUCAAAGCAAUAAUAAUUCAGUUUAUUGCUUUUCUUUUAAUAUCGUGCACUCUUGAAGUCUCUCUGCGAUGCGAGACAUCUUGAUCAUACCUUAGCAGAGAAACGAAGACUGUUGUGGAGUAACGGAGUCUCAAUGUGGCAUGUAGGGGCCACAAAGCUGCGGACCUCGACAGGUUUGGAAAUGAUGUUCUGUGAGGUGGAAGGACUGAUGCUAUUUAGGGCUCAAACAUGGCUUUAUUAUUAUUAUUAUCAUCAUUAUUAUUAUUAUUAUUAUUAUUUAUUUUUUUCCCUUUAUAUCAGAUUCAGGACACUGCAGUUGGUAUUUAUUGAAUUUUGUAAUGUAUUAUGACCAUUUAAUCUCCUGUCUCUAUGACACAGUGUGCUGGGAAGGAUGAGGACUUUCUGGUUUGGUUUCAAUGAUGUCAUUUUAAAACAAUGAAGAUCAAAUUUUGAUUUUAUUUUUUACAAGUACUGAUGAGAUAGUUUCUUACAAUGGUAAGUAAGCCUGUAUUUUAAUAAGUGUCAAAGAAUACAUCACAGAUAUUUUUUGCUUUUGGGAGAUUUCAUAUAUAAAUAUGUAAAUAUAUACAGUAUGGUAUGAUUUUCCAGUCACUGUACAUUUUUGUCCAUAGUUAUUAUUUGAGAUAAAUUUUUAGGAAUUGAAAAAAGAAAUUUAUUGGUAGAAUUUCAUUUCACUCUUUUUAGACAAAAUUGUGGAGGUUGGGCUUAAUUUACAUUCCAUUGUAUUUCCUCUUAGGUGUAAAUGUAUUUACAGCCCAAUUUCGCUUCCUAAAGUAUAUAACGAGAUUGUCAUUUUGUACCUGUCAGAAUCUACUUAGAAAUUUUAUUUUGAUGGUCAGGUAAGUAUCGUGACCAUAUUUGAAAUAAGUAAGGAUGUGUAACGAUUUAAAUUUUUUCACUAUGUCAUCAGAGACACUAAAGUGAUUAAUAAUGUUUUUUACCUCAUUUUCUAGAGGCUGUUUAUCAUUAUGUACAGUUCAGUCAAUUUUGGAAUGUAUGUCACUUCUGAUGAAUGAGCAAAUUUUGUAGUGGAUAAAUGCUACUUUCCUUUAUAAGCAUCUUUUAACAAUUUCUCUCUCUCUCUCUCUCUCUCUCUCUCUCUCUCUCUCUCUCUCCUUCUCUCUCUC